AGUCACGUGCUUGCCACUUGAAGUCGGCAGCAGAAAUGUCUUGCUCGUCAUUGACGGCGAUGUCCUUCAAGCUGUGUGUGCCUCUCUUGAAGGCAGGCCGUGCGUCUCAGUCUACGACUCAUCACUACCUGGACGCGUUCUUUCGAUGUCGUUCAUUGAGCCGUUCAUUGCAUACUGUCAACAGCACUCAUUUCUUGACCCAUCUUGGUAAAAGUCCAUGCUCAUGGUCGACAUCACGCUCCAUACUUUGGCGGAAAAUGGCCACCAAUUCCCAUCCCAGGACGCCUUUGAAUGCUAAAUCACGUCCUCCACCAUAUGCAUCCCGACAGUCAUUGUACGCCGCCCGGAAUCGCAAUCUGCUGAUGUAUUCCUCUGCCGUCAUUGUCUUCGCAGUAGGGGUAACUUAUGCUGCAGUUCCGCUCUACCGGAUGUUCUGCGCAGCCACUGGCUUUGCUGGCACUCCAAAUGUUGGUACAGGCCGAUUCGAACCUGGGCGCCUGGUUCCUGUUGACGGAGCACGUCGCAUCAAGGUUCAUUUCAAUGCUGACCGUGCUGAAGCGCUACCGUGGGCUUUUACUCCGCAACAGAAGUUCGUGACAGUCCUUCCCGGAGAAACCAGUCUUGCUUUUUAUAAGGCCAAGAAUGAGAGUAAAAAUGACAUAAUUGGAAUUGCAACGUACAAUGUCACGCCUGACCGAAUUGCACCGUACUUUUCGAAAGUAGAGUGCUUCUGCUUUGAGGAGCAGAAAUUACUUGCAGGAGAGGAAGUCGAUAUGCCGCUCCUUUUUUUCAUAGAUAAAGACAUUCUCGACGACCCUGCAUGUAGGGGCAUUGAUGACGUUGUUCUGUCGUAUACGUUCUUCAAAGCCCGUCGUAACGCUCAAGGUCAUCUUGAGCCAGAUGCAAGUGACAAAGACGUUCAGAAUUCUCUUGGGUUCGGAGAUUAUGAGAUGGCACCGCGUGCAGAAAUUCGCAAUGCACAACCAGGAAAGAGCUCGUGAUUUAUGUCCAAUUUUCACAGAGCAUAGCAAGUGUUCCUCGUACUCCUUUGUAUAUCUAUUCUAUGGCAUACUUACAUACCAGUACUCGUUCGGACGCAACGGAAUACACCUUCCGGAUACCUUCAAGCACCUUGUCAACAGCAAAUCCGACACAUAACUAUUAUCUCUGCCC
This is a messenger RNA of Suillus plorans, 1173 nucleotides long. RefSeq names its product cytochrome c oxidase assembly protein CtaG/Cox11-domain-containing protein. Gene Ontology annotation, cellular component: mitochondrial inner membrane. The transcript is spliced from 5 exons. The record is from RefSeq and is a predicted model, not a curated record. Bases 36 to 1001 code for a protein of 321 amino acids. NCBI's taxonomy places the organism in Eukaryota, Fungi, Basidiomycota, Agaricomycetes, Boletales, Suillaceae. Gene Ontology annotation, molecular function: copper ion binding.